Molecule: messenger RNA, 2737 nt
Organism: Camelus dromedarius (Arabian camel)
Lineage: Eukaryota; Metazoa; Chordata; Mammalia; Artiodactyla; Camelidae
Gene: IRX2
Product: iroquois homeobox 2
Exons: 4
Coding region: 1-1422 (473 amino acids)
Biological process (GO): neuron differentiation; regulation of transcription by RNA polymerase II; cell development
Cellular component (GO): nucleus
Molecular function (GO): RNA polymerase II cis-regulatory region sequence-specific DNA binding; DNA-binding transcription factor activity, RNA polymerase II-specific
Source: RefSeq, a predicted model, not a curated record
AUGUCCUACCCGCAGGGCUACCUGUACCAGGCGCCCGGCUCGCUGGCGCUCUACUCGUGCCCGGCGUACGGCGCGUCGGCACUGGCGGCGCCGCGCAGCGAGGAGUUGGCGCGCUCGGCGUCGGGCUCGGCGUUCAGCCCUUACCCGGGCUCCGCGGCCUUCACCGCGCAGGCGGCCACCGGCUUCGGCAGCCCGCUGCAGUACUCGGCCGACGCCGCCGCCGCCGCCGCCGGUUUCCCGUCCUACAUGGGCGCGCCCUACGACGCACACACGACCGGGAUGACGGGUGCCAUCAGCUACCACCCUUACGGCAGCGCGGCCUACCCGUACCAACUCAACGACCCAGCCUACCGCAAGAACGCCACGCGGGACGCCACGGCCACGCUCAAGGCCUGGCUCAACGAGCACCGCAAGAACCCCUACCCCACCAAGGGCGAGAAGAUCAUGCUGGCCAUCAUCACCAAGAUGACCCUCACGCAGGUCUCCACCUGGUUCGCCAACGCGCGCAGACGCCUCAAGAAGGAGAAUAAGAUGACGUGGGCCCCGAGGAACAAAAGCGAGGACGAGGAUGAGGACGAGGGUGACGCGGCCAGAAGCAAGGAGGAGAGUCCGGACAAGGCGCAGGAGGGCACUGAGACGUCGGCGGAGGACGAAGGGAUCAGCCUGCACGUCGACUCGCUCACGGAUCACUCGUGCUCCGCCGAGUCAGACGGGGAGAAGCUGCCGUGCCGAGCCGGGGACCCUCUGUGCGAGUCGGGCUCGGAGUGCAAGGAUAAGUACGACGACCUGGAGGACGACGAGGACGACGAGGAGGAGGGAGAGCGGGACCUGGUGCCGCCCAAGCCCGUGACCUCGUCGCCGCUGACCGGCGUGGAGGCGCCGCUGCUGAGUCCCCCGCCCGAGGCCGCGCCCCGCGGGGGCGGCGGCGGCAAGACGCCCCUGGGCAGCCGGACGUCGCCGGGCGCGCCGCCGCCCGCCAGCAAGCCCAAGCUGUGGUCUCUGGCCGAGAUCGCCACGUCGGACCUCAAGCAGCCGAGCCUGGGCCCGGGCUGCGCGCCGCCCGGGCUGCCCGCGGCCGCCGCGCCCAACUCGUCCGGGGCGCCGCCCGGAGGCUCGCCCUACCCCGCGUCACCGCUCCUCGGCCGCCACCUCUACUACACGUCGCCCUUCUACAGCAACUACACCAAUUACGGGAACUUGAACGCGGCGCUGCAGGGCCAGGGGCUCCUGCGGUACAACUCGGCGGCCGUGGCACCCGGAGAGGCGCUGCACGCGGCGCCCAAGGCGGCCAGCGACGCGGGCAAGGCGGGCGCGCACCCGCUGGAGCCCCAGUACCGGCCCCCGGGCGGCGGCUACGAGCCCAAGAAAGAUGCCAGUGAGGGCUGCACCAUGGUUGGUGGGGGCGUCCAGCCCUACCUAUAGAAGGGCCGCACACAGCAAUGCAAGUAAGUGAGCUCCCUGGGGUCCCCCGCCUCAGGGAGCCUCCCUGCACCGAUAGCUCUGUAAACUCGCUUAAUGUGUAUUUCUUGCUUCUUGUCACGAGGUCUGAGGACAGAGCAUUGCAAUCUUCUCCUGGUUUUUAUUUUUUUCUUUAAGUAGGCGAAGACCCCUGCUCGUUUACAGAGCCCCUCUUUCUUGCUCCAGUUCUGCUUUGCAGAAUCACUCUAACUGGAAUAUAUUUAUUGCACCACUGCGGUUGUUUUCUCUUUGGAAAAAUAUUUGGUGAUUAAAGUCUGAAUAUUUGUUUGCAAUUUUGAACCAUUUAUUUUUUACCGCGCUAGACACUUAAUAGACACUUGCUGUGAUGAGCUAGCGCUCCUGAAACUUGGGGCAUCAAAUCCCUUUAGAGAUGAUGCUUGCAGAGUCAGACUAGGGAGACACAGAAGGUCUUUUAUCAGGCCCGUCCCCAUGUCCAGAUGGAUUAGAUAGGACCGUGCAGUUGGCCUGGCUGACAGCAGUAUCUCAAAAAAAAAAAAAACCCACUUUACAAGUAGACAGCAUUACUAAUCGCAGAUCUUGAAGAUGGGAAAAGAGGCAAAACCAUGUGAGAGGGAUUUCUUUUUAAAAUGUGAUGGUGCUGGUUUGGGACUGAAGGAUUUGGGGUGAUUGGGUUUUUUCCUUGGUCCACAGGUAGGUGUCACAAUUGCUUUGGAAAAAAAAAAAAGUCAGCAGGCCAUUCUCUCUUUCCAUGUUCAUAAAUAUAGAGACAUAAAAAACCUGAUCUCUAAAUCAGGACCCGUCUCGUGCCACUGUGAAGGAGAAGGAGCCACAGGGCACUGCCAACCCACAGACCGUCGGAACAGACUUUUGUUGGACAUAUGUGAAUUUGCUGGCAUAGUAUAGUUUCCCCAAUGUAUGUGUGACUUUUGAAAACAAUCUUUUUUCUCAGGAUAUCUUGAAUUGAUCACUUCAUUGCCACGGUAUAUAUUCUAUAGGUGUGAUAGGAUUUACUGUAAAAUUGAUUUGUAAAAGAUGUACACAGUAGAAAUAAAACGUGAUUAUAGAACUUGAGUACUUAAGAAGUGGAAACAAAUUUGAUAUUUAUUUUUAUAAUGAUAUAAAGCUUCUAGUAAUUUAUGCAAGUUGUAUUGCAACGGAAUCUAAACUUUUUGUAAAUAAACCCUGCCUGGUUUUUAUUUGAACAUUGCCAGUUAUACAAUCUUUGUUGGUUGUUUAACAAGAAUUCUUUACUAAUUUAUAUCUUAAAUUGUAAAUAAAAACAAACUAGUCUACAACA